Ostreococcus tauri is the source of this 1650-nucleotide messenger RNA. Its product is annotated as Forkhead-associated (FHA) domain. The record is from RefSeq and is a predicted model, not a curated record. Lineage: Eukaryota; Viridiplantae; Chlorophyta; Mamiellophyceae; Mamiellales; Bathycoccaceae. The coding region runs from base 1 to 1650 and encodes 549 amino acids. Gene Ontology annotation, molecular function: protein binding. The transcript has 2 exons.
AUGGCGACCUCGAGCGCGGUCGAGGCGGCGGACGGGAGCGACGAUGACGACGGACGGUGGUGGGCGCGUCUGGUGCCGGCGAGCGAGGACGCGAUGGCGGCGACACACGUCGAUCGCGCGGAGAUGGGCGCGACGCGCGCGCGCGCGGUGGACGGGCAACGACGGGCGAUGAAGCUCCGAUUGAAGAGCACGGUGAUCGGACGGGUGGUGAUGAAUCGCGAGGGCACGGCGAGGGCGCGAGGGCAACCGGCGGAUUUAGCGCUGGAGGUGCCGAGCGUGAGCGCGAAGCACGUGGUGGUGACGUGUGAGGUGAAGGAUGCGUCGAAGUGGCCGCCAGAGUUUGACGUGAAGAUUGUGGACGUGUCGAGGAACGGGGCGAGUCUGAACGGCGAACGCAUGGAGAAGGACAAGUACUACGCCCUGGCGGAUGGGGACAUGUUGACGCUGCCGUUUCAGUUGGAUUACAGGUUCGAGCUGAAUCCGGAAGGGACGGUUCCGAGAGCGACGCGAGCGCCGAUUGAGGAGACGGCGACGCCGUUGCAGAAGAAGCGGGCGUCGCCGGCGUCGGCGUCGGCGCGGGACGACGCGGCGAAGCGGACGCGCGAUUCGGACGUCAUCGGUUCCAGUGGGCCCGUGACGGAGCUCGAACAGAAGCUGCGAGAGAUGAACGAGGCCAACGAGAAGCUUCGUACGCUCGUCCAAGAACUCCAAGGCAAUAUUGAGCAGAAGGAGAAGCGCGAGACGGAGCUGGUGGCCGAGCUGGAGCGUACCAAGGCGUCGAGCGACGAACAACGACCUCAAGUCGACCUCGUCGAGAACGAGGCGCUGGUGAAAGAGCUCGAGGAAACGCGCGCGCAGCGAGACGAGGCGAAAUCCAAGAUUGAGGUCGAAGCUAGGGCCAGGGCAGACGCCGAGGAACGUGUCGAGGCGCUCGUCGGCGAAAAGGUGGAGCUCGAGACUAAGCUUCAGAGUAUCGAGACCGCGCAUCGCGACGCCACGUCGGCUUUGGAGAAGCAGCACGCGGACGCUAUCGCUAAUACGCACGCGCAGAACGCUGAGACAACGGCAAAGCUCAACGAAGAAAUCACAACUCUCAAGGCGCGCGUCGCCGAACUCGACGAAGCGCAGGCGCCUCUCAGACACGAGCUCAAGGUCGCGAACACGCGCGUGCAGCAGAGAGACGAGCACAUACUUGAUUUCCGGAAAUCGGCAAAAGAGCUGUAUGCGCUCACGCUUCACAUGAGUAAAAUGAACGAAAAGUACGAUGAGAUGCUGCAAUCCGAGAUUUGCGCCGAAAACGCUGAGGGCGACGCUACCGAAGACGAGGGCGAGGCCAAGAGCGAUGAAGACGGUUUCGACGCUCCGGACGCAAUGAAACCACCCUCUGACAGUGUCUUAGCCGACGUACACUGUCCUCCCUCGGAGCCGCAGGAACCUGCGAUAGAGAGAGACGACGAGGAGACGAAGGGCGACGAGGCCGCCAUGGAGGAGGAGGCGGAGAACGAGGAGGCCACCGCCGCCGCCACGCCCAAAUCGCCGCCACUUCGAUCCGUCUCCGGGAAUACCCCGCGCUCGAGCUCUCGCUCGCCAAAACGAGGCAUCGUUCGCGACAGCGAAGAUGUCAUUCCCAUGAACGUCUUCGAAGGUUGA